Messenger RNA from Lichtheimia ornata, 966 nucleotides. RefSeq lists its product as uncharacterized. The record is from RefSeq and is a predicted model, not a curated record. Bases 1 to 966 code for a protein of 321 amino acids. Gene Ontology annotation, molecular function: NAD binding; hydroxypyruvate reductase [NAD(P)H] activity; glyoxylate reductase (NADPH) activity. Gene Ontology annotation, cellular component: cytosol. The transcript is spliced from 8 exons. Lineage: Eukaryota; Fungi; Mucoromycota; Mucoromycetes; Mucorales; Lichtheimiaceae.
AUGAAAGUAGUCGUUACUCGCAUUCUGCCUCCCGAGACUCAAGCCUUGCUGGAAGCUCAACAUUUCGACUUGGUGCAAUGGCAACAAGAUUGUGUCAUGCCUCGCGAGGAACUAUUGAAGCAAGUCAAAGGUGCCGAAGCACUCAUUUGCCUUUUGACGGAUCGUAUCGAUACCGAGUUAUUGGAUGCUGCAGGUCCCCAACUCAAGGUGAUUGCUACCAUGAGUGUAGGAUACGAUCAUGUGGAUGUGGAUGCUGUUCGUGCACGCAACAUUGAGCUUGGAUACACACCCGAUGUCUUGACAGAUGCAACGGCGGAUCAUACGGUGCUCUUGACAUUGGCAGCAGCACGUAGAAUGAAGGAGGGUAUGAUGGCUGCAGAGAAAGGAGAGUGGGGAGCAUGGCGUCCAACUUGGUUGUGUGGAUCCCAAUUCACUGGCAAAACUCUUGGCAUUGUUGGUAUGGGCCGUAUUGGUGAAGCUGUUGCUCAUCGUCUCGCUCCCUUUGGUAUUCGGCGUAUCAUGUACUGGGGUCGUCAAGAGAAACCUGAUGUCGAGAAGCGUCUACCCAUGGCACAGUUUACUGGAUCCCUCGAUACCUUGUUGGCUGAAUCAGACUUUGUCAUUGUUUGUUGUGCUCUCACACCCGAGACUCGAGAAUUGUUCAACUAUGAUGCCUUUAACAAGAUGAAGGAUACAGCAGUCUUUGUCAAUACAGCGCGUGGUGGCAUUGUCAAGCAAGACGAUUUAGUCCGUGCACUUAAAGAAAAAAAGAUUGCUGCUGCUGGUCUCGAUGUCACAACCCCUGAACCAUUGCCACCCACCGAUCCACUUUACAAAUUGCCCAAUUGUAUCAUCCUCCCACACAUUGCGAGUGCCACAUUUGAGACGCGUGAGCGCAUGGCCAGCAUGUGUGUCGACAAUGUCAUUGCAGCAUCCAAAGGGGAACCACUGCCAUAUAAGUUGUAA